Molecule: messenger RNA, 723 nt
Organism: Entamoeba dispar SAW760
Lineage: Eukaryota; Evosea; Mastigamoebida; Endamoebidae
Product: minor histocompatibility antigen H13, putative
Exons: 1
Coding region: 1-723 (240 amino acids)
Biological process (GO): membrane protein proteolysis
Cellular component (GO): membrane; lumenal side of endoplasmic reticulum membrane; cytoplasmic side of endoplasmic reticulum membrane
Molecular function (GO): aspartic endopeptidase activity, intramembrane cleaving
Source: RefSeq, a predicted model, not a curated record
AUGUCAAUUUGUUUAUACCUAACCAUUCAACCAAUAGUCAACAAUCUUCCCUUACAUUCUUUUAUUAUUAAAAAAGGAGUAUCAAUUACAGUAGUUUUUAUAAUGGUUUUAAUUUAUAUUAUUAAUCCAAAUUGGUGGUUAACAAAUAUUAUUGCAAUGUGCAUUACUAUUUCAAUUCAAACGUUAUUACAUUUUGAUAAAGUUCAUGUUCCAUUGGCAUUGAUAGUAGGACUAUUUAUCUAUGAUUUAAUACGAAUUUUUAGAAAUUGUCAUAUUCCAUUUUAUGAUGGUAAAUCAGUUUUAAAAGGAUUAUCCAAAAAUUCUACAGCAUAUCGGAUACCAUUAUAUCUUGAAUUUUAUAGCAUGUUUAGUGCAGGACAUUUUAUUAUUGGAUUAGGUGAUAUUAUUUUUCCAGGAAUUUUCAUUUCAUACUUAUAUUGUAUCGACUUCUUAUUUAAAACUCGUUAUUUUCUAAUUGGUGUCAUUAGUUAUUGUUUUGGAAUAAUUGGAACAAUACUAUUGAUAUGGAAUUAUCAAAUGGGCGUACCUGCAUUACUGAGCAUAGUUCCAGCAAUGGUUAUUCUAUCACUUAUUUAUUCUAUAAAAACUAACACAUUAAGAAGUGUACUUAGUCUUUCAUUAAAAGGGGGGUUUGACUUAUUAUCUCAAAAAUUAAAAGGGUGUACUAGUACAACAGAAGAACUAACUGUUCAAAUAGAUUAA